GUCCCAGAGUGCAAUGUGGUCGGCCCCUGCAGCGGGGAUUGGCGUGAGAGACGGAGAGACGAAGGUUCUAUUUGACCCUCGUAGCCCCGAGGAGGUCCUGGCUGAUGAACUUCCUGCUUCUAACGGGCCAGAAGCCACAGAGAAGACUGCUAUCAGGUUGAGAUGUCUGCUGAAACAGCUGGAGAGAGGAGAGGUGUCUCUGGUGGACCUCAAGAAGAACCUGGAGUAUGCUGCCACUGUUCUGGAGUCAGUUUAUAUAGAGAAGACCAGGAGAUUGGUGGAUACAGAGGAAGAGCUCAGCGAUAUCCAAUCAGAGUAUGUGCCUUCAGAGGUGCGUGAUUGGUUGGCCUCUACAUUCACCCGUCAGAUGGGUUUGAUGCUGCCGCAGACCGAGGAGAAACCACGCUUCAGGAGCAUCGUACACGCCGUGCAGGCUGGUAUCUUCGUAGAGAGGAUGUACAGACGUACCUCUAGCAUGGUGGGAGUGAGCUCUCCUGCUACAGUUGUAGCAGUACUGAAGCACGUUGAUAAGUGGUCGUUUGAUGUGUUUGCUCUGAACGAGGCCAGUGGAGACCACGCCCUCAAGUUCAUCUUCUUUGAACUACUGACCAGAUACGACCUCAUCAGCAGAUUCAAGAUCCCGGUCUCAGCGGUGUUCUCGUUCGUAGAAGCUCUGGAGGUGGGCUACGGUAAACACAACAACCCCUACCAUAACCUGAUGCAUGCUGCAGACGUCACACAGACAAUACACUACCUACUGCUGAAGACUGGCAUCGUGCAUUGGUUGACAGAGCUAGAGAUCUUUGCCAUGAUCUUUGCAGCAGCGGUUCACGACUACGAACACACUGGAACCACCAACAAUUUCCACAUCCAGACCAGAUCAGACACAGCGAUCCUGUACAACGACCAGUCUGUCCUCGAGAGCCACCAUGUCAGCGCAGCAUACCGCCUCCUACAGGACGAUGAUGAGAUCAACAUACUAUACAACCUGUCUAAAGACGACUGGAGAGAGCUGAGGGGCCUGGUGGUACAGAUGGUUCUGGCUACAGACAUGUCCUGCCACUUCCAGCAGCUGAAACAUAUGAAGAACUUUCUCCAGCAACCGGAGGGGAUUGAUAAACCCAAAGCCCUGUCUUUGCUGCUCCAUACAGCUGAUAUCAGCCACCCAGCUAAGACCUGGGACCUGCACCACCGCUGGACAGCGUCCCUUCUGGAGGAGUUCUUCAGACAGGGCGAUAAGGAGGCGGAGCUAGGACUGCCCUUCUCUCCUCUGUGUGACCGCAAGUCAACCAUGGUGGCCCAGUCCCAGAUAGGGUUUAUAGACUUCAUUGUGGUUCCAACCUUCACCGUGUUGACAGAAAUGACGGAGAAGAUUGUCAUUCCUCUCAUCAACGAGGCGUCACUCAGCCUGGCAGGUCUAAACAGUAUUAGCUGUGAGGAUGCUAAGCGUGGUAGUGUAAAAAGUACCAGGUCAGAGGGCAGUGCUACUGGACAUUUUUCUCUACUGGCUGUGGACCUGAAGAACUUCAAGGCUCUGUGGAACGAAGAGGUUUAUCAGAACAGAGAGAGAUGGAAGACACAGGCCACUAAAGAGACACAGGAGAAGGCCAGAAGGGAGGCUGAGGAGGAGAGAGUGCUGCAGGAAGACACUAUGGAACCCCAGGAGAGAGAAAUUGAAACAGAGCUGGGAGAUACAGAAUCACAGGAGGGAGAGGAAGAGGGAGAGGAAGAAGAGGUGGAGGGAGUGGGAGAAGAGGAGAGUGAAGUGCAAGAGGAGCUCAACUUACGUCAGGACAAAUGCACAGAGAAGACCGAAGAGAGAGAUGGAGUGAGGACAGGAGAGAGGGAUGGAGUGAGGACACAGACUGGAAGUGCAGCAGACACCAGCCCACCAUUACAGAAGUCGGUAGAUCUGCACUAGGAUCAAGCAGCAGACCAGGAGGCUGAAGCUCUAACGCUCUCUACUGGACAGAGACUAUUACAUGUCAUCCCUCCAUCCUCCAUCUGCUGUUUCUUAUCAUAUGUAGAGUACGUAAGAGCCAACCUCUACUUUAUACAUGAGAGCUCUUUGAAGCAAUGAGGAAAAAUCAGAACUUCAGAUCUUGAGAACUUACUGAAUUGACUGAAUUGAAAUGUAAUGGAACCCAACCCUGUUGCUUAUUGCAGGGUAUUUGAGCCAAACCCUUCCUUUCCUAUGUUGUGAUUGACAUUGUUUUUGUUUUUACAGUUGAGGUGCAUUAUGGGUAAAGAGCCUUCACAGACUCUUCAAUCCACCGACACCCCCAACUGGAUGUAUCUACAGUUGAAGUGGGAAGUUUACAUACACCUUAGCCAAAUACAUUUUAACUCAGUUUUUCACAAUUCCUGACAUUUAAUCGUGAAAAUUCCCUGUCUUAGGUCAGUUGGGAUCACCACUAUAUUUUAAGAAUGUGAAAUGUCAGAAUAAUAGUAGAGAGUAUUAAUUAUUUUCAGCUUUUAUUUAUUUCAUCACAUUCCCAGUGGGUCAGAAGUUCACAUGCACUCGAUCAGUAUUUGGUAGCAUUGCCUUUAAAUUGUUUAACUUGGGUCAAAUGAUUUGGGUAGCCUUCCACAAGCUUCCCACAAUAAAUUGUGUGAACUUUGGCCCAUUCCUCCUGACAGAGCUGGUGUAACUGAGUCAGGUUUGUAGGCCUCCUUGCUCGCACACACUUUUUCAGUUCUGCACACACAUUUUUUAUGGGAUUGAGGUCAGGGCUUUGUGAUGGCCACUCCAAAACCUUGACUUUGUUGUCCUUAAGCCUUUUUGCCACAACUUUGGAAGUAUGCUUGGGGUCAUUGUCCAUUUGGAAGACCCAUUUGCGACCAAGCUUUAACUUCCUGACUGAUGUCUUGAUGUUGCUUCAAUAUAGCCACAUAAUUUUCCGCCUCAUGAUGCCAUCUAUUUUGUGAAGUGCACCAGUCCCUCCUGCAGCAAAGCACCCCACAACAUGAUGCUGCCACCCCCACAACAUGAUGCUGCCACCCCCACAACAUGAUGCUGCCACCCCCACAACAUGAUGCUGCCACCCCCGUGCUUACGGUUGUUUCAUCAGACCAGAAGACAUUUCUCCAAAAAGUACAAUAUUUGUCCCCAUGUGCAGUUGAAAACCAUAGUCUGGCUUUUUUAUGGCGUUUUUGGGGCAGUGGCUUCUCCCUUGCUGAGCGGCCUUUCAGGUUAUGUCGAUGUAGGACUCGUUUUACUGUGGAUAUAGAUACUUUUGUACCUGUUUCCUCCAGGAUCUUCACAAGGUCCUUUGCUGUUGUUCUGGGAUUGACUUGCACUUUUCACACCAAAGUACGUUCAUCUCUAGGGGAUAGAAUGCGUUUCCCUCCUGAGCGGUAUGAUGGCUGCGUGGUCCCAUGGUGUUUAUACUUGCAUACUAUUGUUUAUACAUAUGAACGUGGUACCUUCAGGCAUUUGGAUAUUGCUCCCAAGGAUGAACCAGACUUAGCCUUGAAAUACAUCCACAGGUACAAAUUAUGUAAAUUACCUAUCAGAAGUUUCUAAAGCCAUGACAUCAUUUUCUGGAAUUUUCCAAGUUGUUUAAAGGCACAGUCAACUUAGUGUAUGUAAACUUCUGACCUACUGGAAUUGUGAUACAGUGAAUUAUAAAUUAAAUAAUCUGUCUGUAAACGAUUGUUGGAAAUAUUACUUGCGUCAUGCAUAAAGUACAAGUCCUAAUAAACUUGCCAAAACUAUAGUUUGUGAACAAGACAUUUGUGGAGUUGUUGAAAAAUGAGUUUUAAUGACAACAACCUAAGUUUAUGUAAACUUCACCCUUGAACUGUAUGUGUUAAUUACAUAACUGUAACUCACCUGGAAUACUCCUCUAGACCUUUAGCGCCUGUCACAGCCGUUAACCUCACCUUCUGUUAGGAACAGCGUCAGCCAAGCUUGUGCGACUGACAUUAAGUCACCCUUAUACCUCUACUGACUAGACUAGCCUGAGGAACCGACGCUAAGUCACCUUUAUACCUGUACCUAAAUAGACUAGCCUGGGGAACCGACACCAAGUCACCUUUAUACCUGUACCUAAAUAGACUAGCCUGAGGGACCGACGCUAAGUCACCUUUAUACCUGUACCUAAAUAGACUAGCCUGAGGGACCGACGCUAAGUCACCUUUAUACCUGUACCUAAAUAGACUAGCCUGAGGGACCGACGCUAAGUCACCUUUAUACCUGUACCUAAAUAGACUAGCCUGGGGAACCGACACCAAGUCACCUUUAUACCUGUACCUAAAUAGACUAGCCUGAGGGACCGACACCAAGUCACCUUUAUGUACCUGACUAGACUAGCCUGGGGAACCGACACCAAGUCACCUUUAUACCUGUACCUAAAUAGACUAGCCUGAGGGACCGACGCUAAGUCACCUUUAUACCUGUACCUAAAUAGACUAGCCUGAGGGACCGACGCUAAGUCACCUUUAUACCUUUACCUAAAUAGACUAGCCUGAGGAACCGACGCUAAGUCACCUUUAUACCUUUACCUAAAUAGAUUAGCCUGAGGGACCGACGCUAAGUCACCUUUAUACCUGUACCUAAAUAGACUAGCCUGGGGGACCGACGCUAAGUCACCUUUAUGUACCUGACUAGCCCCGGGCGACCAACGCUAAGUCACCUGUACUGGACUAGCCUAUUCCGGGCGACCAACGCUAAAUCACCUGUACCUGACUAGCCUAUUCCGGGCGACCAACGCUAAGUCACCUGUACUGGACUAGACUAGCCCGGGCGACCAACGCUAAGUCACCUGUACCUGACUAGACUAGCCCGGGCGACCAACGCUAAGUCACCUGUACCUGACUAGACUAGCCCGGGCGACCAACGCUAAGUCACCUGUACCUGACUAGACUAGCCCGGGCGACCAACGCUAAGUCACCUGUACCUGACUAGACUAGCCCGGGCGACCAACGCUAAGUCACCUGUACCUGACUAGACUAGCCCGGGCGACCAACGCUAAGUUACCUGUACCUGACUAGACUAGCCCGGGCGACCAACGCUAAGUCACCUGUACCUGACUAGACUAGCCCGGGCGACCAACGCUAAGUCACCUGUACCUGACUAGACUAGCCCGGGCGACCAACGCUAAGUCACCUGUACCUGACUAGACUAGCCCGGGCGACCAACGCUAAGUCACCUGACUAGACUAGCCCGGGCGACCAACGCUAAGUCACCUGACUAGACUAGCCCGGGCGACCAACGCUAAGUCACCUGACUAGACUAGCCCGGGCGACCAACGCUAAGUCACCUGACUAGACUAGCCCGGGCGACCAACGCUAAGUCACCUGACUAGACUAGGGUUAGAGACUAUUUUUUUGAACAAAUCAGAUCAAAUAUGUCUAUCCACUGUUCAUAUAUAGAAGAUUCUGUUUUGCAUUUGAUCUGAUCCUUUACCUUUAUAUAACACCUUAAACCUUUCUUUGUGAUGCAAAGUCAAACAUGUUUAUACUGAGGUAGUUAUUUCUGGUGAUCCUGUGUGUCAUUCCAGGCUUAGCUCUAUUGACGUUAAGUCACCUUUAUACCUGACCUGACUAGACUAGUUGUUCCUGUGUGUCUUUCAGAGUUUAGCUGUACUAAAAUGUAUUAUUCUGGACAUCCAUAUCUUUCUCUCUCCUUUCUUCCUAUAGGUUUAAUUUGGGACACAGGGCAUUGUUAAUGGCCUAGUACUGUUCAUUAACUGUUGGGGAUAAGCGUUCCAAAUUUGGAACACCCCCCCCCCACACGUUCAGCUGGAAUGUGGCGCAUGGAAUGCAAAAAAUAUUCCUAAAAAUAUAUAACCUCCACACAUUAACAAGUCCAAUAGCUCAAAUGAAAGAUAAACAAGUUGUUUAUCUACCCAGCAAGUCAGAUUUCUAAAAUGUUUUACGGCGAAAGCAUAGCACAUAUUUAUGUCAAACCACCACCGCAGACAUAGCUCAUUUGCAUAGCCAAGUUGGAAAAAAUAUGCAAUCAACAAACGCAGGAUUAAAAGAAAAAUAGUUUCACUAACCUUUUGAAAUCUCACAAUGAGACGCCCCAUUGAAAGCAGGCAUCGCGCUGAACACAUAGGGACCGUUCCCAGACCUGUAAGUGGUUGGGAAGGGUGGGGGCGAUGACGUCAAAGUUGGGCCAACUUUUCUCAUGACAAGAGAGAGUUUGGGAGAAUGACUGCCCUGAGAGUUCUGCUUUACAUAGAGACAAAAUGUAAACGGUUUUAGAAGCUUUAGAGUGUUUUCUAUUCGAUAAUAUUUUUUUUAUAUGCAUAUAUUAGCAACUUUUGACAAAAAUGUAUCCUGUUUAAUAUGGGCACCCAAUUCCUCCAAAGGGGGCAGUAAACAGCCUUGUUGGGUGCCAUCAUUACAAUGUUGAUGUUUGUUUAAAAUGUGCCUUAAUGAACAGUACUAGGCAAUUAACAAUGCCCUGUGUCCCAAAUGGCACCCUAUUGUCUAUGGGCCAUGGACAAAAUGAGUGCACUUAUAUAUAGAGAAUAAGAUGCCAUUGAGACAUGGCCAGUUGUAACUUGGCUGUUUUUAAAACUAUAAGACACCCCAUAUGGAAUAUGAUCUAUAAGUGACCUACUGUCUAUUAUUAUAAUAAUAUAAUGAUAUUGAACUUCUGCCAUACUGUAUAUGCGGAGAUAUCAUAUGAUAGGAGAAAUGCUUUGGGCAUUUAUUUAGCAUUUAAUGAUUCAUGAUUUGAUGUUCUCCCUCUGAAGACAGUAAGAUGUUUCUCUAUCUGUGAUUUCACAUAUAAUAUCCCACGGAAUACUACAGCUUAGUAAAUAUAGAUGUUCUGAUUAGCAGAAUUAGCUAUAUAUCGUAUCAUGUUUAUAAUCUAUAAACGGGAUUCAUAUGAUUGUUGCAUUAUUCCUAUAAUGAUUUAGUUUAUUAGCUACAUAUGGAUCUAUGUUUAAAUCUAGCAGGGUAAUGCAGUCAGUGGUUAGUUACCAACAUAUUGAAUGUGUGCCUAUACUCUAUACCACAUAAGAAAAACAAGCCACAACAAGCCACAACAAGCCACAUUCAACAAGCCACAACGAGCCACAUUCAACAAGCCACAACAAGCCACAUUCAACAAGCCACAACGAGCCACAUUCAACAAGCCACAACGAGCCACAUUCAACAAGCCACAACGAGCCACAUUCAACAAGCCACAACAAGCCACAUUCAACAAGCCACAACAAGCCACAUUCAACAAGCCACAACGAGCCACAUUCAACAAGCCACAACAAGCCACAUUCAACAAGCCACAUAAGAUAAAGAGAUGUUAUCACCGACGGGGUUUGUGAUGGCCGUCUAAAUGUCUUAGACUUACAUUUACAUUUACAUUUAAGUCAUUUAGCAGACGCUCUUAUCCAGAGCGACUUACAAAUUGACUUCACUCUCUUCAAUCAAAGUCAACUGGGUUAAAAGGUACAUAAAAAAUCCUCAUUGUUUCUGGAAUAUUAUACCUCAAUUAGUUUUUCAGAAGCUUGAAGGGCUUCAUUUUUUACUACAAUGCCCGUAUAUUGUGGGCAAACUUCCUGUGGAAUUGGCGGCUUUUCACAAGCAGGCUUUAAUGUGCUGGGCUUUGUUGUAUAAACACAACUUUUCACCUCAUAAUUAAAUAGAAACAAGAUGUUAUUUAACCAUAAAUGCUUCUCUAAAAACAUUGUCCUUGUCAGCCAAUUAGUUAAUAUUAGUGGGAAUCUAUUUACACAGAGAGAAUUUAUGGAAAGAUACGACUUUGAGGUUUCAAGCAAGGAAUAUGACAGUUAUUAAAGCUAUAUGUAGUGGGAUAAAAACAUUACUACUGAAUAAUGCAUAUUUUGGAAUAUCUCCUAUUGUAGGUGAUAUCCAGGUGAAUGGCAUAGGUUUACUAGAUAAGAAAUUCAACAAUUGUUUAUUAAGGGAUAUUUUCUACAGGAAGUCUAUUCCCUCUGCGAUAUUUUGUUGGGCUUCAUUGUUUGAUGUAAACUGACGUAGUGCUUGGUUCACUACACACAAAGUUUUGAUGACCAAUAACGUAAAGGAGAUCUCCUUUAAGAUGCUCCAUAGAUUCUAUCCGUGUAAUAGCUUGAUUUCUAAAUAUUUCUAAAUAUGUACCUGAUGUUACCAGUGAAUGCAGUUUUUGUGAAUUAGAAACAGAAUCGAUUGAACACUUAUUCUGUCUUUGUUUAGCAAGUGAAGUGUUCUGGACUGAUGUAAAACUAUAUCUUGGCAACAAAAUUUUAAAGUUAAAGUUUUACAUAUUAUUUUCCUACACUGAUUCCACAAUUGAACGUGAGUAUGUCAUAAAUCUCUUUAUUUUACUAGGAAAAUGUUCCAUAUACAAAUCAAAAUUUAUGAAGAAAAAGACCCUUUUUCUUAAUUAAAAAAAAAUCUGAUUUGGAAAACUAUUUAGAGUCAUUAAAAUAUUAUACAAAACAAAAUGUAUCCGUUACAUGCCUGUAUUUGAAUUGAUAUUGAAUUGUUUCAUUUUUUUUCUUAUUUCUUUGUGGAAUCCCUCUGGCUGUUCUGUUUAUGUUUUUCAUGUUUAAAGUUAAUAAUAAUAACAAUACAAAUAUAUAUAUAUAUAACUACAGUGGGGAACAAGUAUUUGAUACACUGCCGAUUUUGCAGGGUUUCCUACUCACAAAGCAUGUAGAGGUCUGUAAUUUUUAUCAUAGGUACACUUCAACUGUGAG
This is a messenger RNA of Oncorhynchus nerka (sockeye salmon), 8660 nucleotides long. Its product is annotated as dual specificity calcium/calmodulin-dependent 3',5'-cyclic nucleotide phosphodiesterase 1A-like. Gene Ontology annotation, cellular component: neuronal cell body. Lineage: Eukaryota; Metazoa; Chordata; Actinopteri; Salmoniformes; Salmonidae. Gene Ontology annotation, molecular function: calmodulin-activated 3',5'-cyclic-GMP phosphodiesterase activity. The transcript is spliced from 15 exons. The record is from RefSeq and is a predicted model, not a curated record. Bases 14 to 1921 code for a protein of 635 amino acids. Gene Ontology annotation, biological process: signal transduction.